UUAAAUAUAUGUCGUAAUUGUUUGACUCAAUUGUUGUGUAGUUUUUGCCACAAAAGCCAUUCAAUGGUUUGGUUUUUAGUGUUGUAUUGAAAUCCAUAAAUAAAAUCCAAUUAUUUGUGUUUUGUUUGAUUGUCUGAAUCACUGAAUUAUACGACAAAACCAGUGGACAACUGAUCGGACAAUGGCUGACAACACUAACGACGAUAUGACCAUUGCUCAGGACAUUGUGGUCACCAAAUACAAAAUGGCCGGAGAAAUGGUUAACCGUAUUCUCAAGCAAUUGAUCGACAAAUGCAAAGUCGAUGAAAGUGUCCGUAAUAUAUGCGAGUUUGGCGACAAUUUAAUUACCGAAGAAACGGGUAAAGUGUUUAAGAAGGAAAAGGAGCUCAAGAAAGGCAUAGCGUUUCCCACUUGUGUUUCUGUCAACAAUACUAUCUGUCACUUCUCACCGCUAAAGAGUGAAACAGAUUAUAUCCUUAAAGAUGGAGAUGUUGUCAAACUUGAUUUGGGCGCACAUAUCGAUGGUUUUAUUGCAGUAGUGGCCCAUACUUUAGUGGUCGGAGCUUCCAAUGAUAACAAAGUAACCGGACGUAAGGCUGAUGUCAUAGUAGCUGCACAUAUGGCCGCUGAGGCAGCUCUUAGGAUCGUUAGACCCGGUUCUGAAAAUACUGCCGUAACGGAUGCCAUACAAAAAAUUGCUGACUCCUAUAAAUGUAAACCCAUCUCUGGUAUGCUGUCUCACCAAUUGAAACAAUUCAGAAUCGAUGGCGAAAAAUCCAUUAUUCAGAAUCCAACUGAAGCACAAAAGAAAGACCACGAAAAGUGCGAGUUUGAAGUCAAUGAAGUAUAUGCUGUCGAUGUCCUCAUUAGUACCGGAGAUGGAAAGGGGCGAGAAAUCGACACAAAGACUACAGUUUAUAAAAAGACAGAUGAAGUCUAUCAACUGAAGAUGAAAGCUUCGCGAGCCUUCUAUAGUGAUGUCGACAAAAGAUUUGGUUCAAUGCCAUUCACUUUAAGAGCUUUCGAGGAAGAGAAGAAGGCUCGUAUGGGUGUUCUUGAGUGUGUUAACCACAAACUGUUAGAACCAUUUUCAGUUCUCUACGAAAAGGAUAACGAAUUUGUCGCUCAGUUCAAGUUUACAGUUCUUUUAAUGCCUUCCGGUCCACACAAGAUCACUGGUCUACCCAUUGAAUCGACUCUCUUUCAAAGUGAACAUCAGGUUGAAGACGACUCAUUGAAAGCACUCCUUAAUAGAGGCGUUGGACAUAAAGGGGGAAAGAAAAAGAAGAAGACUACCGGUAAGGGAUCAGCUGAUGCUACAGGGGAUCAGGUGGCCGUAGCAGCCAAUGGAGUGGCAGCCGUUAAACUGCAAGAUUAAGUUUAAGGUGAAUUUUAACACCAGUUUUACAUAAAAAUCAAAUCAGAGUUAAUAAAUUUUAUAAAUUAAAUCUAAUUUAAUGGACCAUUCAUUGACUGAUAAUAUUAUUAUUAUAAUUAUUAAAUCGCCAAUAAUUUAAUAAGUGGUUUGUUAUA
Molecule: messenger RNA, 1533 nt
Organism: Oppia nitens
Lineage: Eukaryota; Metazoa; Arthropoda; Arachnida; Sarcoptiformes; Oppiidae
Product: proliferation-associated protein 2G4-like
Exons: 4
Coding region: 182-1378 (398 amino acids)
Source: RefSeq, a predicted model, not a curated record